AUGCCCGAAUCGAGUCAAAUCAAUCGAUCGACUCGUUCUUUUCGUAACAAAACCAAAAAAGUCCCAAAAAUCGAACCCGAAACUGACAUUUUCAAAGAAAACGGAGAACCUGUUUGGGUGGUUUCAAAUGAUAAUCUAAUGGAACUAAAAAGUAUGGAUGGCGUCCCGAUUUCAAAUCCAGUCCUUGCUCAAGCGAUGGCAGAGGAGGACAUCGAACUGGAUGAGAAAUCGUGGUUCGAGCAAAUUGAUCAGUAUUUGGGAUGUAACCUGCCAACGGGACCACGUUUGCCGGAAGGCUACCAAUUCGACCCAUUUGCACCGGAGGAAGCUUUGGAAGCCAACAACAAAUAUGUUGGGAAGGAGACAAUUUCGUACAAUUCGUGUCAGGCGAUUAUCGAACUCAGUGGUGACGCCAUCAAACGUUUCUCACAAAAACGUGACGGAAUGGAGGAACGGCGACCACAGCAAGCUCCGCCCACAACCACUACCACAGACACUACAGUGCCCCUGCCACCAACACAGAAUAUUUCUCAGGAGUUGUUCCAAGUGCAAGCAGUCCAAUCGACAAUCAAUUUUAAUAUGAAGGGUGUCUUCCGUGUUUUCUAUGAUGUAGGUCGUUUUUAUGGCCAAAAAUUCGGGGGGGGGGGGUACAAUGAUUCGGGGGUGAAAACUACCAAUGAUUCUGGGGUACAACCCAUUUCAAACAGGGGUACAACGCUUGUGAUUCGGGGGUACAAUUUUUUUUGA
This is a messenger RNA of Caenorhabditis briggsae, 747 nucleotides long. The record is from RefSeq and is a predicted model, not a curated record. NCBI's taxonomy places the organism in Eukaryota, Metazoa, Nematoda, Chromadorea, Rhabditida, Rhabditidae. The transcript is spliced from 3 exons. The coding region runs from base 1 to 747 and encodes 248 amino acids.